GGAGUGAACCUCUUGAGAGUCUGAUUGAUUCUUUUGUUGUCUGGCGACUCUUUGAUCCACCUGCCCACACUGACAGUCCAAAGAUGGCCCAGCUAAAUUCGACGCAAUGGCGGGCCUUGUUAGAUGCAGCCGGUGAUGCUGAGAAACCACAUCUGCAAGCACUCUUGGAUGGUGCUAUAAAACGGGAACAGGAGUCAGAGAAGGAGAGGAAGGAGGCCUUGCUGAGAAGGCAAGUAGCCCUCCUAGAGACUGCUCCCUCACUGACUGAAGAGCAGUGCGGGGAACAACUACAGUCCAUCCUCACAGCCUUUGUUCAAAUCAGGAAUCUCGAGGACCAUACCACUCAGAUCGUUGAAGUCUUUGCAAAACUGCAGACACUUCAAGAUGAUCUGACUGAGAUGACCCUCAAGUACCAUGAACUGACGAAGGAGGUGGCGGAUCUGCGACAAGCCCAAGUGGCCAACCCUCUUCCUCUACCUCAUGGAACUGAACCUGCAAUCGAAACUACCUCUGCCCCUCUUACUGUGUCUUCUUCUACCUCAUCUUCGAGGGUGAUGGCAACUCCUUCAGGACCUGCAGCAGGUGCAGAUUCCACUGUUGCUGUAACAAGCAAUGAGGCUGGAACUUCUGCAAUUGCUGCAGCCCCAAGACCGGAACCAGCUGCUGUUGGUCCCAGCCACGCCAGUCCCUAUGUGGACCGGAAUAUGGGUAUGAAUGUCGAGCCAGUCGUACGGGGCUUCCUAGAAGUCCAAGCAACGCCGACUGGGUUUCAAAAGUCUGCAUUAGCCAAAUGGCUAAGGUCCACCCCGGUUGCCUCCCUCGAAGAACUCCUUAUCUUAGAAUACCAAGAUCCACAUGUUGCUGCUAAAGCGAGGAUUCAACUGGAUAAAGUAAAGCACAACAAGUGGAAUGGCUCCAUGAAAAGCCUGCAGACCCAUCUAAGCAAGUUGUUUGCCACUCCUGGUUUGGAACUGUCCACGCAAUCUUGCUUAGAUGUGGUCAAGGGCGCGGUUCCAACUAACUUCACUAGUCGCCUGGGCAGGGACUACAUUGCUUAUACUAACUGGCUUGCCUUAAUGAAGGAUGUAGUCAGUCUGGAGGCCAUGGACCUCGUUAGCACGGCAGGCAGCAAAAAACCCAUGGGCGGCAGACGGUUCAAGGGCAACAACCGUUUUGCUGUGCAUGACCUGCUGGAGGCCGAAGAAGAAACCGAUGCGGAUGACCCCACUCUUGGUGACGACCAAGGACAGGACUCCGAUACAGCUUAUUCGGUCGUCUCUAUACGCAACCUGCGACCGGACUUUGGUGAUCCCUUUGCUGAUUCCCCACCCCCACUUGUCCCGUCAGACAUUCAAGCCCUCCUCGAUCGGUUUCCGGAAGUCUUGGCUGAGCCACGUGGAGUCCCCACGCGACCAGUCCGACACACCAUCGAAUUGGUCGAGGGUGCAUUUCCUCCAAAGGGCUGCGUGUACCGUAUGGGACCCAGCAAGUUGGAGGAACUCCGACGGCAGAUCGAUGAGAUGAUUGAUAAAGGGUGGAUCAAACCAAGCGAAUCUGAAUUUGGUGCUUCCGUGUUGUUUGUGCCAAAGAAAGGAGGCAAACUCCGCACGUGUAUUGACUAUCGUGGUCUAAACCGCAUCACAAGAAAGAAUGCUUACGAAUUGCCUCGUAUAGAUGACUUGGUUGAUGCUGCAGGCGGGUGCAAGGUCUUCUCCAAGAUCGAUCUCAAGUCUAGCUACCACCAGAUUGAAGUCGAUCCUGCGGACCAGCACAAGACUGCGUUCAAGACGCGMGAUGGGCUUUAUGAGUUUACSGUAAUGCCCUUCGGUCUUACGAACGCACCAGCCACGUUCCAAAGCCUCAUGGACAAGGUCCUCCGCGAACAGAUUGGCCGGUUCGUGGUAGUGUACCUGGACGAUAUCCUGAUUUUCAGCAAGUCCAUGGAGGAACACCUCAAACAUCUUGAGGAGGUGCUUGCUGUCCUCAAGAAGACGCAGCUCCAUCUCAACUUGGAGAAAUCUGAGUUUGGGAAGGAUAGCGUCAUCUACCUUGGGCACCGGUUGUCUGCUGCAGGCUUAGAGCCUGAGGCAACCAAGAUUGAGGUCAUACGCGAUUGGCCUCAGCCUGUGAACAUUCGAGAAUUGCGUUCUUUUCUUGGACUCUCGUCGUACUAUUGGAAGUUUGUACCCCGUUUCUCCAUCAUUGCUCGUCCAUUGUCGCGACUAACCAGCGAGAAUGUGUCUUAUGCCUGGGAUGCCGCGUGUACGGAAGCUUUUCGGACUCUCAAGGAAGCCUUGGUAAGUUACCCGGUACUCCGCAUUGCAGACCCCAAACUGACCUUCGUAGUCACUACGGAUGCAAGUCAGUAUGGGAUCGGUGCGGUGCUGCAACAAGAUGACGGCGAUGGCCUGCGGCCACUUGAGUACUACAACAAACGCAUGCCCAGCGUAAAGGUAGCCACGUCCACCUACAUGCGCGAGCUCUACGCUUUGUGCAUGGCGUUGGAUCACUGGAAACAUUACCUUUUGGGACGCCACUUCAAAGUGUUCUCAGAUCAUGAGACCUUGAAGUGGAUCAAAAUGCAGACUACUCUGUCCCCUACCUUACUUCGCUGGUUUCAUGAGAUUGACAUCUUUGAUUUUGAAUUGAGACAUAAAAAGGGUUGUUACAAUCGAGCCGCUGACGCUUUGUCUCGCCACCCUGAGUACAUGACUUGCCUUGUGAAAUCCUACGACCUCCGGAAGAAAUUGAAGGAGGACCUCGUAGAGCAGACAGCCAAGGAUCCGAAACUCAGUUCCAUCCUUGAGCAGUUGCGGGCUGAUCCUAGUAGUCAGCCUGAUUUCCACGAGUAUGGAGGACUGAUUUUUCGCCGAUACGGGAACCAUGACCGUUUGUGUGUGCCCAACCACGAGCCUCUCCGCACGCACUUUCUGGACUUGGCUCAUGGCCGGAGCGGGCACUUCGGCAUGGCAAAAACGUACGCUAACCUGCUGAGACAGUUUGAUUGGCCUGGUAUGAAAGGGACUGCUGAGAAGUUUAUAGCUGAAUGUCAAGUCUGUCAACGAAUCAAACCAUGCAGACAAAAGCCCAUGGGGCUACUCACACCCCUACCCAUUCCUGAUGGUCCCGAAGAGUCCGUCUCCAUCGAUUUCACUGACAUGGGUAAGGUAAGCAAGAACGGGUUUUCACAAGUCAUUGUGAUUGUUGACCGGUUUUCAAAGUUUCUCAAUCUGAUUCCUCUACCGCCUCACGCCCCAACAGAUCCAGUGAUUCGCGAAUUCCAGCAGAAAUACCUGCUGCAAUUCGGAACCCCGAAGACUCUUGUGAGCGAUCGGGACCCGCGUUUCAUUAGCGCUGAAUGGAAGGAGUUCACGUCCCAUCUAGGAAUCAAAUUGUGCAUGACAUCUGGCCGACACCCCGAAGCCAACGGUUUGGCUGAGGAGAUCAACCAGACUGUAUUCCAACUACUCCGUGCUUUGAUCAUUCCUGAUCAGGAAACAUGGGAUGAGGAGCUGUAUUCUGUCAAGGGGUUGCCCGGCUUCAGGGCUAAGUAUGAUCGCUUGCUCAAAGUUGCUGUUGCAGCGAUAACCAAGCGACAGCAUGCCAUGAUUCAUCAUGCGAACAAGAAGCGCAAACCAUUGGAGAUUCAGGUGGGAAGUUAUGUCUGGGUAAAGAUUUCUGAGUUCUCAGAGGAGGAGGGAGUCUCACGCAAACUCCUCCCACUCUACUGCGGGCCUUGGGAAGUUUUCGAUGUAAUCGGGGAAGAUCACUUUGGCCCUUCGUACGCUGUGGACGUGCCUGCUCACCUGCGCACAUAUCCCGUGUUUCACACAUCUAAACUGAAUCUCCAUCGUGAUGCCGAGACAUUCGAUUAUCGUGAAGAUAUGAUCCCUCGCGCAAUCAAGGGCGGGCAAGAGAUAGAUAGGAUCAAACAGCAUGUAGGUAAAGGGAGAAACAGACAGUACCAGGUUCAUUUCAUGUAUCACCCGUUAGAUGACCUCUACUGGAUUUCCAAGCAGGAACUGCUACGCAGCGCACCACGCGUUGUCAAGGCUUACGAGCGACAGAUCGCCGUUAACGCCUCACCGAAGAUCGCAGCAAGGCUCUCUGCAACAGAGUAUUCUAGGAAUCUAUUUGCCUUGCUCGCCUACGACGCGUUUGCCGAGGACUCAGAAUGAGUUACUCGCUCGAAGGGACCUCGCUCUUGAGGGGGGGGUAGUGUGAUAAACCGUCCGAACACGG
Messenger RNA from Chara braunii, 4242 nucleotides. The record is from the annotation of a GenBank genome assembly. NCBI's taxonomy places the organism in Eukaryota, Viridiplantae, Streptophyta, Charophyceae, Charales, Characeae.